Trichoderma breve is the source of this 642-nucleotide messenger RNA. RefSeq lists its product as uncharacterized. The record is from RefSeq and is a predicted model, not a curated record. The transcript has 3 exons. NCBI's taxonomy places the organism in Eukaryota, Fungi, Ascomycota, Sordariomycetes, Hypocreales, Hypocreaceae. Bases 1 to 642 code for a protein of 213 amino acids.
AUGGCGCUUCAGCUUCAUAUCCCAAGUUGCAUCCGGUCGCCAGUCCAUGCUCAUCAUCCGCCCCCGCCGGACAAGCCGCUUCGCAUCCAAAUUGAGGGGCCACUUCCGUCUGGGCCAUUGCUGGCGAAGCUGGCGUACCGAACAAUAUACGGCUCUGACCCUAGCCCCGGUAUUGAAAACGACAUCGUCGUGCGUGAUGAGUAUCUCGGCUGGAUCAGAGAAACUAUAGAUCAAAUAGACUACUACGGUGUUACCUUUGACCACUUAGUCCCCCAUGACGAUACGGAUCCCGAGGUGCUCCAAAUAAACAUCAUUGAGAUGGACGGAGACGGAGGCGAAUAUGCGAAUGCGUGCCUCCCAUUUGCGGUGGAUUGGAAGGAGUUCACCAGUAAAAGGAUCCUUGCGGUGCCCAGAUGCUGCCAAAUUAGAAAAGGUACUACUGGUCGUCUAAGAAUUAAUGAAGGAGUCAGAAUAAGAGAUGAGGAGGCGAAGGGGGAGGCAGCCCUCAUAGCUUCUGAUGAAGAGAGCUUAUCCACCGGGAAGAUGGGAUCGCAGAUAACAGAGGAAAGACUGCCAGAUGAGCGAUCCUGUCGUACGAACUAUCGGGUCUCCGGACUGCCCUUCCUGCCGCAAAAAAAGUGA